GGGCACUGCCGGCGCUCCGCCAGGGCCGGGGGCGGGGUCGCCGUCGCUUCCUCCGCGGCGCUUGUGGGCGGUCGGGCUCGCCAUGGGGCAGUGUUUGCCGUGCAUGGGGGGCGCUGUCAAGGACGUGGUGGAGACGCCCGACCCGGAAAUAAAAAGAAGACAACUAGCAGAAGCCGCUGAAAAGAGGCAGAUGGAGGCUUCCUCUCGAGGUAUUAAGAAUGUUUACUCUGUAGAGCAGAAGAAAAAGAAACAGGAAGAAAUAGACAGAAGAAUGGCAGCUUCACGUCCUGGAGGAGAAGGAGGACUGAGAUGGCAGGUUGGAUAACACAUGACUUCUGAAGAGAAGAUGAUUGAUGUUUACUGCCAAUAACUUGUCAGUUUCUGCAGCCAAGUGGCACUUACUCAUCAUGUGGCUUUUGCUGUUUACAUCUGAAAACUCAGCAGUACUUUGCCAUUGUGGGACAAUGGAUGUGGAAACACUCACAAAGAAACUGAAGAACUAAAUCUGAACACUAUGGUUUUGCCAAUUAUGUUUGUUUUCCAUGCAUGUUUUAUUACUUCCCUGUCAAGACUUCCUGUCAGCUGGAAGUGGCCUCCUUAUGUGUAGUCAGUCAAUAUGUGUAUAGUGUCUGGUUAAUUGAUGCCUGUCUGUCUGUGUAGGACUGGCCUGAGCAAGCUCAGGUGCCCAUGUGUUGGUUUUGAUGCUUAUUUCAAGCUCUACAAUUAAACUUUUCUCCAAGUCCUCAUGUAGAAAGUUUUUCAUAUAUAUAUAUGUAUAUGUGUAUUUGAAUAUGCAGAUAAGAGCAUUUCUUUUCUGUUUCCUAAUGACUCUUGGACUGCUUAGGAAUUUAGUGCCUUUUUCAAAAAAAGAAAAGUAGAGUCAUGGUGGGUCUUUACAAAUGGAAUAAUUUUGUGACUAGUUAUAAGAAAAAAUAGAAACCUUUAUAAAUCCUGUGUUCUUAGAUCAAGAAUG
This is a messenger RNA of Ficedula albicollis (Collared flycatcher), 973 nucleotides long. It is a transcript of the gene SVIP, whose product is annotated as small VCP/p97-interacting protein. The transcript is spliced from 4 exons. The record is from RefSeq and is a predicted model, not a curated record. The coding region runs from base 83 to 325 and encodes 80 amino acids. Gene Ontology annotation, biological process: positive regulation of autophagy; negative regulation of VCP-NPL4-UFD1 AAA ATPase complex assembly; negative regulation of retrograde protein transport, ER to cytosol. Gene Ontology annotation, cellular component: endoplasmic reticulum membrane. Lineage: Eukaryota; Metazoa; Chordata; Aves; Passeriformes; Muscicapidae.